AUGGAAACCAAUAAUCCAAUUUAUCACUGGCUUUCCACUGUUGCGAGCCAGCAACAAAGGAGCCAUCAAGAUGGAGCUGAGAACAAGGAACAAGCGAAGGACACAGCUCCUGUAACGAGCAUACCGCAAACCCGCAUCCCAUUUGAGAUAUCCGAUAAUUUGCGUGGGAAUGGACAUUCAGCUAGCAGGAAGAGAGAUUCAGGCCACAAGGGAACGAAAGCACCAUCUACGCACGAAACCAUACCACGAAGUGAGAGCCAUAAGAGAUCACGACAUAGCUACCAGAUAAGGCCCAGACACAAGACUCGCGAGGAUCGCUAUGAAUACAAAGGCCCAUUAUCGGCGGCGGAGACUCAGUCGCAGUCUCGCAAAGGAAGGACUAGGAAAUCCCGGGGCAGGAAGCACACCAUCAAUGAUGACUUCCAUGCCAUCAAUAUCACAGGAAACAGAUUGACACUGCGCAAAAACAUGAACCUGGGUAUGUUCAGCAAGGGACGGUCUUCGUGUAUAACCAACCACACCGGAAAUACCCCGUCAACCGCUCUUGGGAGACCACCAAGCAUCAAGCCUCAUAAGUGGACCGCAGAAUCCGAUCUUGCCUUUUCCGAGAUGAACUUUCUGUCCCGGAGGAAUAAUCCCAGCCCGUAUCCCACGUCGACCGCCAGAGAUACUCUGGAUAGACAGCACGGGAGAGAGCACCACCCACGAGAGCUACAGUUCGAUUAUCUUGCACAUGACUCCAGAAUCAACAGGUCUCACCUAAGCAACAGGUUUCUUGAUGUGGAACGCCAACUUGACGCCUCAGUCACGCCGCUGUUUCCAUUUGAAAAGGCGCCCGUCAGCGAGAUGUCCGCAGUUUCCGGCCACUCUUGGGGCACUUCCUCUAUGUUCCACAAUAAAAGAAGAAAGACAUCAAAACAGUCAUCAAUUCCAUACACUUGGACUGAGACUGAGAUCGACCACAUGGAACAAAGCGACGCCCUCGAACAACACCUGCUGAGCCUGCUGCAUGUCGGGGUAUAUCCCCAAGCGCUGUGCUCUGAUAUCACAAAUAUUGUCUCGGGCAGACGGUAUUGGAGUCUCGCUGAAUUAUGGGAAUUGUUGGAGGCGAGAAAGGCAUCAUGGUCAAACGAAGCCGACAACAAAAAGCGAACUUCACCCGAAGCGAACAUGGGACAGGUAGCUGCAUCCGAAGCCGUUCCACAGGGGGUUCCCGAGAUCGUUGCAUCAGACACUUUGGAUCUUGCCAAUGUCGGCAGUGUACAAAAUGAAAUAUCCGAACAAUCCCCAGAUUCGAACGUCGCUUGUGAAACGGCCCGCAGUGUGAAUAACAGACCACACCAACAACCUCCAAUUCUCGAGCAACAACAAGACCGAGAACGUCAAGCUUCAGAUAGACCGGACUGUCUAAACCACCAAGUUGCCAUGACAUCAAACAGCCCAGAUCGUUUCAUAGACAUCUGGAGUGAAGAUCAGUGCGAGCCUUUCUCUCACGAAUCGGGAGAGCAUGCAGUAUUGUUUCCUACACCUGCACCGGGGGUCAAACAGCCGCAUAUGUCUGACAUUGAAUUUUAUGAGCUGGAUCGAGUUGAUGAUGAUGAUGAUGAGUUCUAUCGUACGCUGGAUGCUGCUUACUGCGCCAUCGUGCGCCCUGAGGUUGCGGCAGAAGUUGCAUCAAACUUACAGCGGUCACUUGAAUCUCCCGAACUUGGCAAUAAUAUUCCGAAUAGUCCAGAAUCGACUGGCAUUCGGGACUAUGAUAUUCCUACCCGACAGGCAGAGGCGGGAGAACCAGAACAUCUCGCAACGGUCUCCCAGGAUAUCAUAGAAGAGCGGUAUGAUGAGUUCCCAACGGAGCCUUCUCAUCAAACCAAACCACCCACGAGUCAUUCGAUCUAUCCUGGUGUUGACCCGAACAAUGAUAUGCCAUGGCUGACUACUGCAUACGGCCAGCCACUAACUGGAAACGACGCGCAACAGAGUCAGCACCCAGAAAUACCUGACUUCUGGCGACAGAACAAACUCUACUGA
Molecule: messenger RNA, 2031 nt
Organism: Penicillium psychrosexuale
Lineage: Eukaryota; Fungi; Ascomycota; Eurotiomycetes; Eurotiales; Aspergillaceae
Exons: 3
Coding region: 1-2031 (676 amino acids)
Source: RefSeq, a predicted model, not a curated record